UAUAAGCCACUGGAGAUGCGAAGGGAUCUCUACAUCAUCCACCAGGGAGCUGCAGAGAUGAAAGUGUUGGUCUUCACCCUCCUCUGCCUCUUCAUUGCCAUCAAUGAAGCCAGAGUAUUUAGUAGAUGCGAACUGGCUGCACUGCUGAAACGCCAUGGAAUGGAUGGCUACUAUGGCUACAGCCUUGGCAAUUGGAUCUGUAUGGCUUACCAUGAGAGCAGAUACAAUAGCAGGGCCGUGGGGCCACCUAACUGGGAUGGAAGUCGUGACUAUGGGAUUUUUCAAAUCAACAGCCGCUGGUGGUGCUCUAAUGGACAGGGCAGAACUGCCAAUGGUUGCAGUAGCUCCUGCAGUGCUUUCACAAACGAUGACAUCACAGAUGAUAUCAACUGUGCUAAGAGAAUAGUUCGUGAUCCCAACAGAAUGAAUGCCUGGGUAGCAUGGGUGAACAAUUGCAAAGGAAGAGAUCUCUCAAGCUGGACCCGUGGCUGUUGACUCUGAAUGUGAUGUUCCUAAAUAAUAUCCAGCAUUUAUCUUGUGUUUCCUUGGAGGAAAGUGGCUCCUAAUUUUCCCUGAACAAUCAGCUUUCAGCUAAUUCUUUUUAUGCAAGUCUUUGUGUUUGGCAGCCUGCACAAAGGAGGAAUUUCCUUGCUCUGCUUUUGAAUGUGAAGAGAUCAGAAAUUAAACAUGUCUGUGGGUGGGGAGGUGGGUGAUUAUCUUGUCUGAUAAUGUGGGUGCCUCUCUGCUCAAAAUUCUUCAAUAAACUGAAUAUCAAUUCUCA
Messenger RNA from Sceloporus undulatus (fence lizard), 781 nucleotides. RefSeq names its product lysozyme C, milk isozyme-like. The transcript has 4 exons. Bases 16 to 495 code for a protein of 159 amino acids. NCBI's taxonomy places the organism in Eukaryota, Metazoa, Chordata, Lepidosauria, Squamata, Phrynosomatidae. Gene Ontology annotation, molecular function: lysozyme activity. The record is from RefSeq and is a predicted model, not a curated record.